Phalacrocorax carbo (great cormorant) is the source of this 3042-nucleotide messenger RNA. The record is from RefSeq and is a predicted model, not a curated record. Lineage: Eukaryota; Metazoa; Chordata; Aves; Suliformes; Phalacrocoracidae.
UUGUCCGCGGGGAUGUGAAAGCCGUCCAGGAGGCCCAGCUCAGUAACCUGGAGGUUGCGAACCGAAAGGUUUCCCUAACGCCCGAUGGGUACCUGAACAUGACGAAGGACUGCAGGAGCUUCAAGGAGACGCGGCAGUUCAUCGAGUUCCCGCUGAGCCAGGAGGAGGCAGAGUUCCCCAUUGCCUACUCCAUGGUCAUCCACAACAACAUCGAGAUGUUCGAGCGGCUCCUGAGGUCCCUCUACACCCCCCAGAACGUCUACUGCAUCCACGUUGACAGGAAGUCCCCGGCUAUCUUCCAGGAGGCCGUGCGGGCCAUCGUAGCCUGCUUCCCCAAUAUCUUUGUGGCUAGCCGCCUGGAAAACGUGGUCUAUGCCUCCUGGUCCCGGCUGCAGGCCGACCUCAACUGCAUGCAGGACCUGUUGCAGAGCCCCAUGCCAUGGCACUAUCUCCUCAACACCUGCGGCACCGAUUUCCCCAUCAAGACCAACGCUGAGAUAGUCAGCGCCCUGAAGGCGCUGCGGGGCCGGAACAGCAUGGAGUCAGAGAAGCCCUCGGCCUCCAAGCGGGCACGCUGGCAGUAUCACCACAUAGUGGGGCAGUUCAUCUCCCGGACAGCCACAGAGAAACUGCCGCCACCCCACAACUCCCCCAUGUUCACAGGCAAUGCGUACAUCGCAGUCACACGGGCCUUCGUGCAGUACAUCUUUGAGAACCCCACAACACUGCAGUUCUUUGAGUGGGCCAAGGACACCUACAGCCCUGACGAGCACAUCUGGGCCACCCUCAACCGCAUGCCUGGCGUGCCAGGCUCCCUGCCCCAGAAUGACAAGUUCCAGCUCUCGGACAUGAACGCCCUACCCCGCCUGGUCAAGUGGCAGUACCUGGAGGGCGACCCCAGCAAGGGCGCGCCCUACCCGCCCUGCACCGGCCAGCACCAGCGCUCCGUCUGCAUCUACGGGGUGGGCGACGUGCCCUGGAUGCUCCAGCAGCACCACCUCUUGGCCAACAAGUUCGACCCCGUGGUGGACGACGCCGCCAUCCUGUGCCUGGAGGAGUACCUGCGCCACAGGGCCCUCUACGGCAAGGGACUCUGAGGGGAAGCCGCGGAGACCCUCGCCAACACCGUCCGGCGGCGAGUCCCGCCGGCGGCGCCUCGGGGACAGCGGGAGGGGCAGGAGACCUGCGUCAUGAGGCGAGAAGGGAAGUGGCGCCGUUCCCGCGCUGGCGGAGGGAUCUGUCUGCGGGACGGAGGGCGCGGUAGGAGGUGGAGGCGCUCCUGAGGCCCCCUGACGAGAGGCGGAGGCGCGCGAGCACCUGGCAGGCCAUCUGCUCCUGGCACCUGCUGCACUGCUCACCUUAACAUCUGGCUGCUGCUUUUGCAUUGCUUUAACUUCCACCAUUAGCCAUAAAAAAUAUCCUUAAAUAAAAUCAAAUGUACUAAAAUAAAUAGCUCUGGUAUUCUUUAUCCUGUAAUCCUCUGAGGAGAACUGAUUGUGCUCCUAGGCAGAGCCAUUAAACCAGUUAACCCCUCUGCACCCCACUUCUCCAUCUGUAACACAGGGAAAGGGAUGCUUAUGUAGUUAAUGGUGCGCAAACCUACAUUUUUCUAACACCUUCCUCUCUCUUUCCCUCCCCACAGAAAAGAGAUUUUUGUGAGAAGAUCUCUUGGUAAUAUAAUUGCCAUAUCCAGUAGUGUAUCUGGCCUUUUAGAUUAACAAAACAAUCAUCCAACAUGUUUGCUUAAGUUUCUAAAAGCUGAAAGAAAGAUUUGUGAACUUCUAUAUUUCACCCGCAUGUAUUCUUCCCACCUUCUCACAUUAAAGCCAGCCACCUUCCACGGAUCGAACAGCUUUUCACUACCUAUAAUGCUGACAGAUUAAUUCAGUUGCCUUUGAACUACCAAAAAAAAUAUUCAAUAAUUUUGUCAGUAAACACUCUCACCUUUAUAAAUUCGAGGUCUCUGGUGGAGAAUUAGCAUUAUACAAAGAACAUCUGAAGCAAUUCCACAGCACCAGGCUACAUUUAGGUGAAGUUAUGACUGCAAUCACACAGAUCUUUAAAACAUUUAUUUAAAUAGGAUGAGAAAAUGAAAUAACUGGCUUGAAAAGGUGUGCCAUUGCAAUUUUGUUAGACAUUUUAAAAUUAACUUGGUUGUAACAUGCUGAUUUUUAAAAAUGCCACGGUGAUUUCACAGCAAACAUUAUAGGCAAAAACCUCAACUACUGCAAGAAAAGGUCUCAAACAGAAAUACCCAACGUAUACCUGGGUGUUUAUUUAUUUAAAAAAGAGCAAAUAAAGUGAUAGGAUUGCUGGUCCCAGUGGGAAACUCCAACCUGCACAAACAUUUGUUACAACAGAGGUUAAAGCUUUAUGCUAACCUGAUAGGCACAUAGAAAAUUUAAAAAUGGUUUCAGCAGCAAUUCAACAUCAAAUAGUAAAUAUCUCCAUGUCUGGUACAUUCUUUUAGAACAAACAAAACUUCUCUGCUAACUCAGGGUAAGAACUUUGAGCAGGAGUGUUGAUCUGUUCAAGCGUAGGAAGGCUCUGCAGAGGGAUCUGGACAGGCUGGAUCGAUGGACUGAGGCCAACUGGAUGGGGUUCAACAAGGCCAAGUGCCAGGUCGUGCAGCUGGGUCACAACAACCCCAUGCAACACUACAGGCUUGGGGAAGAGUGGCUGGAAAGCUGCCCAUCAGAGAAGGACCUGGGGGUGCUGGUCAACAGCCGGCUGAAUGUGAGCCAGCAGUGUGCCCAGGUGGCCAAGGCAGCCAACAGCAUCCUGGCUUGUAUCAGGAAUAGUGUGGCCACCCUCCACUUCCUUGAAGGGUGCGGGUUCUUUUAGCACAAGGUAAAAAAUGAUAUAUUAAUAUAUUUGUGAUUUACUAUCUACUUAGCCAUAAUGGCUAAUUUAUACAGUAAAUUUAUCUUUGAGCAAAGCUAUUUCCCUAACAAAGGUCACCCUUUAAGUUACAGCAAAUAUCUGUGUUUUGGGUAACUCUCAUCUACCUCAUUGUACCUAGUCGUUGUGUAAAAGUAUAUA